AUGGACAGCAGUUUAUAUGAUGAAAAUGAUAAUCUCGGGUUUGAGUGCGAUGAAGAGGAGUAUGAUUCUGACUUCGUUGAGCCGUCCGACGACGAAGACUUAGAAAUUUCGCAAACAGAUAUCGAAAGUGAUCGUCUGCUAGUCAAACAUAUCCGAGCUGAAGAUGUCGUCAAAGAAAUGAACAUUGAAAUUGAAAAGGCUCGAGGCGUGAUAGAGCGGUCGUAUACUAGUACUCGCCUCUUGCUCUCCUCUUACAACUGGGAUGCUCAGAAGUGCAUUGAUCACUACUUCGCCAAUCAGGCUGGAGUUUCGAGUGAUACCGAAGCAAGGCAGAAUUCACCUAAAGUCAAGAAAAUGAUAUUCGGUUUUGAUGUCGCUCAAAGUCCACAGACACAUUUUCUAACGGUCAACUAUAAUAGUGACCUGGUGCUAUCCCCACUUCCACAAGAUAAUUCAGCCGAACAACAGCAGUCAUCCGACCGAGUGUUCUGUCCCGAAAGCGACUGCAAGAAUGUCAUUGAUGAUGACUUGAUAAUAAAGUUGCUUGAGGGAAAAACGAAGGCGGUUCAGCAGUAUAAUCAGUUAAUGGCAAACAAUUUUGUCCAGGGCAACCGAUUGAUGCGCUGGUGUUCGUCGCCGGAGUGCACUUAUGCAAUGAAAGCAGACCAAACACUGAUGAAGAAGGCGGAGUGUGUGUGUGGAAAGGUGAUCUGCUUUAAGUGUGGCAGAGACUGGCACGAUCCAAUGCAGUGUCACUUGCUGGACAAGUGGAUGCUAAAGUACACGACAGACAGCGAGAAUGCACAGUACAUAGUUGCAAACACCAAGCCGUGUCCAAAGUGCAAGGUGUCAAUUGAGAAGAACGGCGGCUGCAAUCACAUGACGUGCAAGACAUGCAGCCAUCACUUCUGCUGGAUCUGCAUGGAAGAAUGGGAGAAGCAUGGUCAGAACUGGUACAACUGCACCCGAUACACAGACGACCAAGCCAACACAGAACACAUCAAUUUGAAGGAGCACGUGAAAGCAAAGGUUCAAUCAAUGACCAAUGACUGUCGCUUGUCUUACGUCGACACGAAGUUCCUUGAAGCGGCCGUCCAAGUUUUACACGAGUGUCGAAGCGUGUUAGCCUUCACUUAUGCUUUCGCCUACUAUCUCUCCCCAAAUAAUCAGAAGAGUAUUCUGGAAGAUAACCAGAAGGACCUUGAGUUGGUGACAGAGGACUUGACUGCAGACUUGGAGCGGGAUCUGUCCGAGAAUCCUUUCAAAGACGGAAGAGACGCGAUCGAGUAUAAAAACAAAGUGCAGAACUUCACUAACUACUGCAGCAGUCGGGCUAAGAAGCUACUGGAACACGUGAAGGAGGGCUACGAUCAGCAACUGUGGGAGUACGACCAAUCUCUUCUGGGCGAAAAAGUGUCCCCUCGAUAA
Symsagittifera roscoffensis is the source of this 1428-nucleotide messenger RNA. RefSeq names its product E3 ubiquitin-protein ligase arih1-like. NCBI's taxonomy places the organism in Eukaryota, Metazoa, Xenacoelomorpha, Acoela, Convolutidae. The record is from RefSeq and is a predicted model, not a curated record. Gene Ontology annotation, biological process: positive regulation of proteasomal ubiquitin-dependent protein catabolic process; ubiquitin-dependent protein catabolic process; protein polyubiquitination. The transcript has 9 exons. Gene Ontology annotation, molecular function: zinc ion binding; ubiquitin protein ligase activity; ubiquitin conjugating enzyme binding. Bases 1 to 1428 code for a protein of 475 amino acids. Gene Ontology annotation, cellular component: cytoplasm; ubiquitin ligase complex.